AUGCGUCAUUGCGUAAUCGAGAAAGAUGGACUGUUGGAGGUAUCAGGUUUUGUGGAUCCAGAUUUGCUAGUGAAAGCCUUAGGCAAGGCAAAAUCAAAAAUGGAACUAAAGUGGCUCCAAUUUGGAAAGUGUUCCACUAAUCUGUUCGGACCAGACCGUCGACAGUUUAUGAUGAUCCAACCCGCGGCGCCACCUCCUCCGGUCAUUACUCCAGCGCCGCCUUCACCACUGCAAGCCACCGGAUUCGGUUAUCCUCCCGGUGCACGGUACCCUUAUCGACAUGACGGACGCCUCUACGGUAGUGAUAUCCAUCCGUAUUAUGAUGGUAAUGAAGGUUGUCAUAUAAUGUAG
Molecule: messenger RNA, 351 nt
Organism: Oldenlandia corymbosa var. corymbosa
Lineage: Eukaryota; Viridiplantae; Streptophyta; Magnoliopsida; Gentianales; Rubiaceae
Source: the annotation of a GenBank genome assembly